AUGGCCAUCUGCGGGAGCGGCCGCUUGGUUUCCUCCCGGCCAGUCCGAAGUCAAUGGAUCCCCUUCAAGGCAGCAAAGGCUAGAAUAGGAGCGUUUGUUGGGACCCUGGAGUAUGAGGAUGGUUUGUUGGUGGCGUGGGGUUACGUUGUUGAACAUGGAAACUCUAAUUCACAUCCCCAAACACAAGGAAAGUACCAUGCAAAGCAGAAACCCAACCCUUUCAACAACAAAAACCAGUCGACAGUAUCCAACUUGGCAGCUUUCCAACCUGCCCGAAUACCAAAAACGAAAAGAAACGAAAUGACUUGUCAACAAAUGAGCGAAAGAAAAGUAUCGAAAACUGCCAACCCAGACGCCUGCGUUCGAUCUCACGAAAGAGAGAGGAGCGCUUUAUGCAAGCCGUCCACAACAUGA
Molecule: messenger RNA, 414 nt
Organism: Podospora pseudocomata
Lineage: Eukaryota; Fungi; Ascomycota; Sordariomycetes; Sordariales; Podosporaceae
Exons: 3
Coding region: 1-414 (137 amino acids)
Source: RefSeq, a predicted model, not a curated record